Messenger RNA from Penicillium maclennaniae, 933 nucleotides. RefSeq lists its product as uncharacterized. The transcript has a single exon. Bases 1 to 933 code for a protein of 310 amino acids. Lineage: Eukaryota; Fungi; Ascomycota; Eurotiomycetes; Eurotiales; Aspergillaceae. The record is from RefSeq and is a predicted model, not a curated record.
AUGGCGCUUUGUGACGUACAUAAAGGGUUGAACUCCGAUUUGGUCAACAAUAUCUUGAUUCGGGUUCAGCACGAGGUCACCUCGGGGUUCCGUCAAAUUGAGGAAUAUCCGGAGCUCGUUGGCGCCGUCGAGGCAGAAAUUCUAGCCAAGCUGCGAGCAUUGCAAGGCAUGUGGACCAAGCCUGAGGUGGACAAAUCGGUGGCUCCUAAUGCCUUGCCGUAUCAGAUCAAUAAAUGUGCGGCAUGCAUCAUAGCGCGCAUCGCAGCAGACAGCGAGAUUUUGCGGAAUUUGCGCGUGGUCUUGCAGAGUCGCACUCGCACUCGGAAGUAUCACCGAGCACCAACUCUCAUGUUGUUCGUCGAUGAAUGCAUCCGGCAGUUUGGCAGUGAUGAGGCUGAAGAGAUUUGUGGCACUGCAAGCAACUUGGCGUUUCAGAUGAAGGCUACUCGGAAGGCCUGCAUCAAGGCCUGGCUCAAUGACAACAAAAAUUCGCGUCGCCAUCAAAAGAAGCGCCGUGAUGAUAGACACCGCGACGGAAAGCCCGACGGCUUAAAUGGUAGCACUCGCCCAAGUUCUCAUCUUCCGUCCAUAGACCUCCAACCUGAAUAUUCUCGAGCCACGCCGGUUCCAGAAGCAGGACUUGAGCCUCUGCGUGUCGGCAGAGUGGAUUCUCAGCGUGAAGAGGAGCUUCGCAUGAGCAAGGUGAAUUUCCAGACCUCCAAUCCCAAUGGAAGCGAGAAUGAUUCAUUCUUGGACUACUCCAGUAGUGAUUACUGGACCGAUGCUUCUUGGAAUUCAGAAGAGAUGGAACCGGCGUCCAUUUUGAAACCUCAGCUUCCGCCAAAGCCGCAGUCCCGGGCUCCUGUACGUCAGGAGCAGCCCCGGGUCAUGACCACUUGGGACAUGAUGGUUGAUCAAUCGAACAUGUUCUAG